This is a messenger RNA of Diaporthe citri, 1407 nucleotides long. RefSeq lists its product as uncharacterized. NCBI's taxonomy places the organism in Eukaryota, Fungi, Ascomycota, Sordariomycetes, Diaporthales, Diaporthaceae. The record is from RefSeq and is a predicted model, not a curated record. Bases 1 to 1407 code for a protein of 468 amino acids. Gene Ontology annotation, molecular function: RNA binding. The transcript has 5 exons.
AUGGCCGAGCCUGGUCCUCCUGGCGCUCAGCUGCCUCCUCCCCCCCAGCCCAACGCUGGGGCUCCUGGCUAUGAAAAUGGCCAGAACGGUGGCUCUGGGAGCCAUAUGCCACCACCACCUCUGCACAUCCCGCCCAACACGAACCCAAUCCCGACUGCGAUCACGUCGCCCAUGACUGGAAACACCAUCACGUCUCCGGGCAGUGCCAACCCUUUCGUCCGGCGUGCGGCCCCCGAGCCCAAUAAGAGGGCUCUCUAUGUUGGUGGUCUGGACCCUCGUGUGACUGAGGAUGUUCUCCGUCAGAUCUUUGAGACUACUGGUCAUGUGCAGAAUGUCAAGAUCAUCCCCGACAAGAACAACAAGGGCUUCAACUACGGUUUCGUCGAGUACGACGACCCUGGCGCGGCCGAGCGUGCCAUGCAAACCCUCAACGGCCGUCGUGUACAUCAGAUGGAGAUCCGUGUCAACUGGGCCUACCAGUCCAACACGUCCAACAAGGAGGAUACCUCGAACCACUUCCAUAUCUUCGUUGGCGAUCUGUCAAACGAGGUCAACGACGAAGUUCUUCUUCAAGCCUUCUCUGCGUUCGGCUCCGUAUCCGAGGCCCGGGUCAUGUGGGAUAUGAAGACCGGACGAUCCCGUGGCUAUGGAUUCGUGGCGUUCCGAGACCGUGGUGAAGCGGAGAAGGCGCUCAGCUCGAUGGACGGCGAGUGGCUUGGCUCGCGUGCGAUUCGCUGCAACUGGGCGAACCAAAAGGGCCAGCCGUCUAUCGCACAGCAGCAAGCAAUGCAGUCGAUGGGCAUGACCCCUACGACUCCUUACGGCCACCACCACUUCCCCACUCACGGAGUCCACAGCUACGACAUGAUUGUGAACCAGACACCAGCGUGGCAGACGACUUGCUACGUCGGCAACCUGACCCCCUACACCACUCAGAAUGAUCUCGUGCCCCUGUUCUCCAAUUUCGGCUAUGUCGUUGAGUCGCGCUUCCAGGCCGAUCGCGGCUUUGCGUUCAUCAAGAUGGAUUCGCACGAGAACGCCGCGAUGGCGAUUUGUCAGCUUAACGGCUACAAUGUCAAUGGCAGGCCUCUGAAGUGCAGUGACAAGACUCCUAGCAACCCACCGGGCGGCUUCGAUCCAAACCAAGCAUACAGCCCCCAGAGUGCUCAGGCUUCUGCCUUCCCCGGCACCCCCAACACCUACUUUCCCCAGUAUGCUGGAGCGCAGUACGGACAGCAAGGUAACUACGGUGGUCCCGCCGCCCAGUCUCCUGCAGGUUAUGGACCUCAGAUGGGCUUCAGCGGACCACCCAGCGCCGGUGGCUAUGGUCGUGGCCAGCAACUACCCAAUGCCCAGUGGGCGCCACCUCAGGGACCCAACGCUGCGUAUGGCGGCUACCAGGGCUAA